Messenger RNA from Durio zibethinus, 823 nucleotides. RefSeq names its product late embryogenesis abundant protein At5g17165-like. NCBI's taxonomy places the organism in Eukaryota, Viridiplantae, Streptophyta, Magnoliopsida, Malvales, Malvaceae. The record is from RefSeq and is a predicted model, not a curated record.
UCGGCAUGAUUCUUCUACUCAACUCUUUUCUCUCUUUAAUUAUAUAAACGCCCCGCUGUAGUUGUUGGAACUAAAAGGAAAAUCUAACCAUUUUCUCAUCACCUUUGUUUCUUUUCCUCUCCCUUUUCUCUCCCCUUUGUAGUUGGUCUUUCGGCACUUGUAUGGCAGCCAAUUGGACGAGUGGUGGAAGCAUCGCCAGCUUGGGGAAGCGACUUCUUAACCGCACCUUCACUCGCCACCCAACCCUCUCCAACGCUACGGCCUCUCCCUCUCCCGCUGCUGCUUUCACUAUCAGGAGUACUAACUCAUCAGCAUAUGACAAGAACCCGGAUGAUCAUGUCCAUCCAGCUGCAGUUCCUGAUGAUGUGAUUGAGCCUCAAUCAGACAAGUACUGGGCACCACACCCGCAGACUGGGGUGUUUGGCCCUGCCACCGAGCUUAAAGCAUCUGAAGGUGGGGAGCAGGGCUUGAGCUCCUCCCUUGCCAACGGCGGCGUGAACUCGGUCCUGGAGGAAAAGGCCUGGUUCCGCCCCACAAAUAUUGAGGACCUGGAGAAGCCAAACCAUCACUAAGGACUGUCAAUUAGCUGCUGUAGCUUAUAGGUAACAAUAGGUGUGCUUUUACAGGCUUGCUUCAAUCUUAAUAAAGUAACCCCCUGGUUUAAUGUUUAUGUUUUAGCUGGUAAAGAUAUAAAGGUGGGGCAUCUGGCUAGCAGUUUUUGGGAGAUUUGCAUGUCUAGCUACUAUGAACUUUGUCUCAUAUGAACUUAUGUUUGUAAUGCUUUCUCGGUAUCUUACUAUAAAAUGUUUGUUUGUUUGGUCUA